This is a messenger RNA of Racocetra persica, 531 nucleotides long. Lineage: Eukaryota; Fungi; Glomeromycota; Glomeromycetes; Diversisporales; Gigasporaceae. The record is from the annotation of a GenBank genome assembly.
CCAAAAAUAAAUGUGGUAGCGGUGGCUUGCUUAACCGAAAAUGCGAUUGGAGGACAUGCUACUCUCACUGAAUCAGUAAUAACUUCCAUGAAUGGAAAAACUGUAGAAAUUAACAAUACUGAUGCUGAAGGUCGUUUAGUCUUGGCCGACGGAAUCACCUACGCCAUUCGCAAAGAAAAGGUUAAUGAAAUUAUUUCUGUAGCCACCUUAACCGGAGCAGCUGUGGCAGCACUAGGAGAACAAUUAACGGCAGUAUUAACUAACAACCGAACUUUUUAUCGAAAAUUAAGAAAAGCAUUUACGAAAUCUUUUGAAAGAUACUGGGAAUUGCCAAUUAUUCCUGAAAAUGUUGAAAGUUUAAAAAAAAAUACUUCUAUCGCCGAUAUUAGUAAUAUUAGUAGCAUUCGCUAUAUGGGCGCUUCUAGCGGAGCUGCCUUUUUACAAGAAUUUGUAGAAAAAAAACCUUUCAUUCAUUGUGAUAUUGCCGGCACAGCCGUAGAAACCAAAAAUAAACGUGGAACGGGAGUAAUG